Aphanomyces astaci is the source of this 487-nucleotide messenger RNA. RefSeq lists its product as hypothetical. NCBI's taxonomy places the organism in Eukaryota, Oomycota, Saprolegniomycetes, Saprolegniales, Verrucalvaceae. Bases 84 to 446 code for a protein of 120 amino acids. The transcript has a single exon. The record is from RefSeq and is a predicted model, not a curated record.
CUCACAAUCCCCCCCAAAAGAUUUGCUACAGACGACCGCCAUGUGAUAGGUCAUUUCCGAAAAUAUCUUGCCAACUCGCCACGAUGGCAUCCUCCAGCGCCGACCAAACUUCAGACAACGCCCACGUGUAUACCACUCACGUCCGGCAAGCCAACAUCCUGUCCAUGCGCCGCUACUACGCCAAGAAUCGCGACAAGGAACUACUCCGGUUCAAAGCGUACUACCAGAAAAACAAAGACAAGAUCCGCGCCUAUAAGAAGCGUGCUCGUGAGCAGACCAAGGACCACCUCAGCAGCACCGUCGCCGAUAAAAACUGUCCUUCCAGGGGUGGCAUGUUGCCGACAACGUGCACGAAUGCGAUGGACAUUGGGUACUUGUGCUCCAACGAACGACGACCCCAAGCAUUGGACAAAGUCAAGAUGAACGUGUCAUUUCUAUUGAAUUGAGGUGUUAGGCACAGCUUAUUUAAUACUACUACAUAUCCCCA